UGCCGGUCGCGAGCACUCGCCGCGGACUUUAUCCCGGGACGGGAACAGAACUUGGACCGCACUCUCACAGAACUCUCAAGACACCAAAUCAGGGUACCGUAUCCAUCCACAAGUGUUACAGGAGUUCCGGCGGUCAUGACAAGUAGCAUUGCUUCUUCCAUCGCGGGCCCCGAGGAUAAGAUCAUACCGUCCUUCACGACAGCACUUGACACAGUAAGCAUAACGACGAGCGGUAGUUAUAAAACGCCUGCUGGGGGCGCCCGCCUAUGAAUGGUUUCUAAGCCCGAUCAAGACCGGCAACGAAACAAAAAGCCCCUCGAGGCCAAAGAGAAGGAAGGAGAACGACACCAUACUGUGCUCGAUUAGGGCCCAACCAUCUCCGUCUGAACCAAGAGAUGGACGAUGGUUCGACUGCAGAAGUUCCUCCAGGAUCCGGAGACGGACGGAGCGUUGGCAAUCCGGCGCCCAACCACCUUCAGGCCCUUGUCUCAACGCCUUCGACCCAGUUAAGACGCCGGGGGCUUGCCCGACGAGCCCAUGAACCACAUCCUCUUAACCUGAGCGCCGACGCCCUCCGGCCCUACGAGAGGGUGAUGGACGUCAGCUUUCUGAUGCCAUUCGGCGACUGGACGAGACUUCCGAAUGCUCUUCUCAGCUCCGACUGGACCCAGAGUGGAAUCCCAGCCCAGUUAGCGGAGGGUUUGGGCCAUGACAUCGUUCCCUUUCCAGCCCGCCGCUUUUGGACGCCCCGCGGCCGCGUCACUUGCACUCGGGGCGUCCGGAUCUGGGUAUAUCUCCACGGACUGCCCUUCCUGCCCUUGAUUCUCUUUCUUCCGGUCUUUGAGGCCCACGAGCUAGGCAGUCUGGGCGUCAGCAUCAUCUUGGGCAAACCAUUUUUAGACCGCUGUUUCGGAGACGGCUGGCCGCUCUUGGUCCCGCACACACGUCACGGACAAGCGGCCGCAGGCAGUACCACUACGUUUCGAGUCACUGUGCUGGAUGUUCCCCAAAUGUGGGUUCCCACGGAGAACAUGCCAGAAGAGAUGGAUCAAUUCUUCGCGAAUUCUCCUGGCACGAAUCUUGCCCUGCCGGCUCUUCCCCCCACAACCCCCUUUAUGCCACCCUUGCCUUUGUCGGAAGUCUCUAUUCGUACAAUGGAAGAUAUUCGUGAGUGGGUCAACAACAGCUGGUUGACCGCUGAUCCCUCCUUUCACCUAGAGGAACAGCAAUGAUGGAUAGCUGCAGGAUCCGGCGGGGUUGCUGAACCCAGUCAGGGUGUGUUUCCUUUGUUCCACAAAUCGAUCAGUGGACGC
Molecule: messenger RNA, 1313 nt
Organism: Parathielavia appendiculata
Lineage: Eukaryota; Fungi; Ascomycota; Sordariomycetes; Sordariales; Chaetomiaceae
Exons: 3
Coding region: 396-1232 (278 amino acids)
Source: RefSeq, a predicted model, not a curated record